Molecule: messenger RNA, 882 nt
Organism: Paramecium sonneborni
Lineage: Eukaryota; Ciliophora; Oligohymenophorea; Peniculida; Parameciidae
Source: the annotation of a GenBank genome assembly
AUGAAUAUUAAUAACUAAUUACUUAAGAUAGUAUAAGAUGUAAAAAUCAUCUUUUAUUUAUAGAUUCAAUUAGCUAUAAAGAGUGACUUUGAUCUCAAACCUAACCUUGAUGAUUUGAUUAAAAUUUUAUAAUAAUAAGUGACCAUAUUGAUUGAUUUGGUAUAACAACAAAAGAGUGUUGAGUAUGAUUAAUUAGAGAAAGCAGUUUAGAAGGCUGAAGCUGAAAUUCGCAAUCAUGUUAGAGUAAUAAAAUAAUUCCUAAUCAUUUUUAGGUCGAAUAGUAAAUGAAAUUAUAUUCAGAUGGUCUUUAAGACAAGAUUGAUUAAUUAGAGAGGGAAAAAUAAGAAUUAUUUGAUAAAGUAUUCAAUAAUCAUUCUAACUUAUAAGAAUAAAACACUUCUUUAAACUUAAGAAAGAAAGAUCUCUUCAUAAAAUCCUACUAGAGAAUCAAGUCCUAGUUUAUUUAAGAAGUCUUACAUAUUAGGCAAUCAAGUUUACAAUAGAUAAUAAGGAAUCUCAUAAGAUAAUUGUACAUCAGUCAUAUAAAAUCCUGAUUCUCUAUAAACUAGAGAUAAAAGAAGUUCUGGUACUUAACAUUCCUAUGUAAUGAUGAAAAAUAUGUAUCAAAUCUGUUAUUUACUUAGUCGAGAAAAAAUCAAUAUGAAUGCUUCACAAGAAAAAAUUAAUGAUAAAAGUUCUACCCUUCUCAAAUCACAAAAUAGCUCCUCACUCAUUAAGAUGUAUAAUAUUUAAAAAUUAAUCAUCAAAAAUUAAUAAGAUAAAAAUUUACAACAAUUAAAAAAGUACUAUAUCAUUUCUAACUUUAGCAAAACUUUUAAUCAAAUUUUAGAUGAUUCUUAAGCUACAAAAAAGAAACCUUGA